AUGCUGUCAUCUCGAGGCGAAAAGAUCACUGCGGUGAUCGAUGAGCCGUGGAGGGCACUAUUUGGGAAACCCGAAUAUGAUGCGAAAUCAAACCCAUCUGGAUUGAUAUCACUUAACGUAGCGGAAAAUCCGCUUGCUUUCGAGGAAUUAACGACAUACAUCAAUAGCAAGAUCCAAUUCGAUAAGUCAGUAUUGUCCUAUAGUUCCAGUGCAGGUGGCGGUCCAAAAUUCCCAGCUGCAAUGGCAGCUUUCGUCAACAGAUACUUUGAUCCAUAUGUCCCUUUGAAGAGUAGCGAGAUACUUGCAACCAACUCCAUUCCAUCACUGAGUGAGCAACUUGCGUUCGCACUCGCAGAAGUUGGUGAUGGAAUGUUGGUCAGUCGGCCAAUUUAUGGCAGGUUCAAAAUGGAUUGGGGAAACAGAGCUGGUGUUGAAAUCGUCUACGCUGAUACAGGUGCACUUGAGGGCUUCACUCCGGGAUGCGUGAAGAAAUAUGAGGAAGCAAUAGUUGCUGCUGAGGCCAGGGGUGUCAAGAUUCGGGGACUGAUAAUCGUGAAUCCUCAUAACCCACUUGCAGGACGCUGUUAUUCCCGCGAAACCCUUGUAGAGUUAUUCAAGUUAUGUCGGAAGUAUCAAAUUCACUUGAUCAGUGACGAGAUAUACGCACUCUCUGUUUUCGAUUCUCGGGAAAGCGGAGCGAUUCCGUUUGUUUCCACUUUGAGUAUCAACACUGAGGGAUUGAUGGAUGAAAAACUUCUCCAUGUUAUAUAUGGGAUGAGCAAGGACUUCUGUGCUCCAGGACUCCGGGUAGGCUGUCUGAUUACCAAAAAUCCAUUGGUAGUAAAGGCCGUCCGUUCAACUUCACGACAGAUUAACCCGUCAGGAAUCUCUCUAGACAUUUCAGCCACCAUUUUGAAUGACGAAAAAUUCGCGGCAACUUACCUUCAAAAUACCCAAAAUCGGGUACUCAAGGCCUACCGCUUUGUUACCGGACUUCUCCGGCAGCAUGGUAUUCCCUAUUUGCAAGGAACGUGA
This is a messenger RNA of Trichophyton rubrum CBS 118892, 1035 nucleotides long. RefSeq lists its product as uncharacterized. The record is from RefSeq and is a predicted model, not a curated record. The transcript has 6 exons. Gene Ontology annotation, molecular function: transaminase activity; pyridoxal phosphate binding. Gene Ontology annotation, biological process: amino acid metabolic process; biosynthetic process. The coding region runs from base 1 to 1035 and encodes 344 amino acids. Lineage: Eukaryota; Fungi; Ascomycota; Eurotiomycetes; Onygenales; Arthrodermataceae.